AUGAUGUCGGACGAGGAUUCUCGCGAUUCAGGAAUCUGCGACAUGGAUUUCACCGAAAUGUCUACUUCGUUUUCUAUGAUGAACAAGGAAAACAAUGAUGUGAUAAUGGAGGAUAUCACAAUUCAUAAAAAAUCGUGUGAGAUCAAGAUCUAUGAUGAGUCUCCAAAGUCGCGGACGAUGUUCUUGAGGCCUUCAGUUCUGACAAUUCGUUCGACAAAUCAGAUUAAACGAAAGAACACAUUUGGAGGCGAAUCGGCCACGGUGAAGCGGAUACGUGAAUGCGCCGAGGCCGAGAAUUCGAUGCCGUCGACGUCGAAGCCACCGCCAAAUUUGAAUCGUGUUGCCCAACAAUCUGGAUCAAUAUCGAUUCACCGCGCCCAAUCAUCGUCGGCACUUGAGCGAGGCGUUUAUUACGCUAAACAUCACGCCGAACUUCCGCAGCUUCUUCAAACCGAAUACCAUUUAAAGACGGUCUCACCGGUAUGUUCGAACGCGUUUCGAAGGAUAUCGGCCGCUACACUUCACGAAGUCAUGUCAUCUAUGUCAGAUGAGCAAUUCUUAUCUCAAUACGUGCUCAUCGAUUGUAGAUAUCCUUAUGAGUACGCAGGAGGACACAUUCGGAACGCGAUAAAUCUGUACGAUCCCGCUGAUUGUGAAUCCAUGUUUUACACGGAAGAUGGAAAGAAGAAAGAUAAUCGCAUUCCAAUUUUUUACUGCGAAUUCAGUCAAAAGAGAGGACCUUCCAUGGCCUACGCUCUUCGUCGAAUCGACAGACAACAUAACGAACUGAAUUACCCUCAUUGCGAUUAUCAGGAGAUGUAUGUUCUUGACAAAGGAUACCGAAACUUCUACGCAUUUACGAGAUCCGAGCAUAUUUCGAGAAUGUGCGAACCUGAUAGUUACGUGGAAAUGGACGACACGCAAUACAGUGGAGAGUUGAGAAAGUGGAAUUUCCACAAGAAGUCAGUUCUUGGUACCUCUGUGAGAAACAUCGCGAUCCCGUUUGAUGGUCCGACAACUUUCAGCCGAUUCACAUUUUUCCUCUACAACGCCGUCCAACUCGUCGCGAACAUCUUCUCGACGUCCGUUAUUUCUAGACGUGAUGAAUAA
Caenorhabditis bovis is the source of this 1110-nucleotide messenger RNA. The record is from the annotation of a GenBank genome assembly. NCBI's taxonomy places the organism in Eukaryota, Metazoa, Nematoda, Chromadorea, Rhabditida, Rhabditidae.